This is a messenger RNA of Cynoglossus semilaevis (tongue sole), 5357 nucleotides long. It is a transcript of the gene ift140, whose product is annotated as intraflagellar transport 140 homolog (Chlamydomonas). The transcript is spliced from 30 exons. Gene Ontology annotation, cellular component: ciliary basal body; intraciliary transport particle A; axoneme. The record is from RefSeq and is a predicted model, not a curated record. Gene Ontology annotation, molecular function: protein binding. The coding region runs from base 708 to 5042 and encodes 1444 amino acids. Lineage: Eukaryota; Metazoa; Chordata; Actinopteri; Pleuronectiformes; Cynoglossidae. Gene Ontology annotation, biological process: intraciliary retrograde transport.
GUUUCCAGAAAAUGAAACAUUUUAAAGCAGAAUUAUUUUGUAGGAGAAAUUUUGUUUAAGGGCCUUGACAUUAUGUUAUGCCUUAAAGUGAAGAUGAAGGACAAUUACUUUUUUUUUUUUUUUUAAUAAAUGUCCAUCGUAACUUUAUUUUACAGGUAAUUUAAUGUAAUAAUCCAUGAUUGGGGUGUGAAAAUUAGCUUUUUAGUUAGCAUCAUUGGCAUACUGUAUGUCAUCAAGUACUUUUUAGCUGUUCAGCCUGUAGCCUCUCUGAUGUUUUUUUCCCUCUGUAAAUCUAUGAUGACGUUGUCUGAAUUAACUUUUUCUAAAAUUCCCUGAAUAUUAUCUAACUCAUACCUGACUAAAGCUGAUAAGUUUUGUAGACUAAAUCACAAUCAUUAAAAUUCAAUAUAUUUAUUUGGUACAUGGUAUUAGCUUUUCUUGUAUAAAAACACUGGGAAAUGUUUAACCUUAUUGAAUCUGGCAACCCCAAUUUCGGUAAAACUCGAAGAGCACUCGUUAUUUUCCGUCACUCCUCCCCUUGACAGGACCCACUGAGGUUGUCAGGGGCAACUAGAAGAGACGCUUGAUGUUAGCAGUGGAGGCUACUCACAAACGAGUUUCACUCGGUGUUUUAACUGUUUUUAUUUUUAAUAAGCCAGUAAAUAUUGAACAGAGAAAAGUACAGGCGAGAGUGGAACAGUGGGGACAUGGCGGUGUAUUUUGACCACCGUAUUGAGGCUCCUGACAGCAAUGGGCUUCCUUCCCAAGUAAACUGGCACUCAGCUCUUCCCGUACUGGCGGUGGCCUCCAGCAGCUCCACCACUGGGGGCACAGUAGAUCUGUAUCUGCAGCAGGGGGAGUUUGUGGAGAGCUGCCAUGUAGGACGUCCCCACCAGCCCACAGUACUGCGCUGGCAUCCACUGAAGCCAGUGCUGGCAGUGGGCUGGGAGAAUGGAGAGGUCAUGGUGCUGACACACCCCUCAGGAGAUCAAACUGUCCUCUCCAGCACACACCUAGCCGCUAUCACGGUGAUAGAGUGGAGCAGCUCAGGAAGCCGUCUGGUGACUGGAGAUCAGGCUGGAGUUUUAGCUGUAUGGAAGGUUGAUCCCAGAGGAAGACUUCAGGGAAACCAUCUGGUGAAACAUGAAUAUCAUAAACCUCUAACCUGCUGCACCUUCAGACCUACUUCACCUGGAGUUGAUGUAGCGAAGUUAGCACGAGCAUCAGUGAGUGGAGAUGAUAAUGCUCUGGACAUGUUCAGCUGGAAGGGAGCUCCUCUAAAGAUGGGUCCACAGGAGGGACUCGUCUUCUACGUCAGCACUGCGGAGGGUAAGGUCCACAAUGUGGAUGAACACUGUAAGAGCAGCACACUUCUCAGUGUAGAGGGUUCCAUCAAAAAACUGUUCUACCUGGAUAAGAGAGAAGCUCUGUGUGUGAUCACAGACACUCUGAUGUUGUCACAGUACACACUGAGACCUGAGGGAGGAGCUCAGGAGUUUAUGAAGGUGAAGUUGAGCAGUAAGACCGGGCAGAACAUGAACAUCGAGUGGACAAAUAACAGUCUUCUCAUCACAGCGGCAGGUGAACAUGUCAUCAGGCUGUGGGACCUGGAACGGGAUGAAAACUAUAUUUUAUCUCUGGAUGAAACACUGGGGUUUGAGAAAGGAGAAAUGAUCAACUGUGUGUCCCACUGUGCAGCAAAAGAAAUGCUGGCAGCCGGCACCAGCCUCGGCCGUGUAGCGCUGUGGAGGAUGGUGACUCAGCCAGGCAGCAGCAAAACUGACACUAGUGUCCAGUGGAAACUACAGACACCCACAGAGAUACAAGGAAAUGUUACUCAGCUGCAGUGGGGCUCCAGCCUGAAUCUUCUGGCUGCCAACAACACCAACACGGUGCUCAUCCUGUGUGAACAUGUAAUGUCAGCUCACUUCAGUCAGCAGCUGGCUGCUGUUCAGCUCACUCCGACUCAGCUCAGCAUCAGUCAGUUCAGCACAGGGUCUCAUCUGGCACUGCUGUCCGACAUACACAUCAAGGGAGUGUGUGUGACCAAGGACUCUGUGACUGUGUGGAGUGGGCGGCAGGUCUCCGUGUACGAGCUAACAGGGACAGUUCUACGAAACUUGGGAUCGUUUCCUUGUGACUCCCAUAUCGUAGCUGCACAUGGUGAGAACAUCUACACGGUUGAACCCAACAGGGUCCAGAUCCGCACGCCACAGGGCACAGUGAAGCAGCUGCUGACCUUCACUAAAGCAGAGGGAAACCCUGUGCUGCUCAGUGUGUGUCAGUCUUACCUGGUGGUUGGUACAGACACAGCUCACAUCAGAGUCUUCGACCUCUCCAGGAGAGAUGCUAAGGCUCACUGCAGUGCUAAGAAUUUAUCUGAACACAUCAUCAAUUUGGGCGCCUUGAGGUCCGUCAAGUGUAACGCCAACGGCAGCCAAGUCAGCGUCCUUAUCUCUCAGGUCAACGGUCGGCCGGAUCACAAAGUGUACUUCUACGACAUUGAAAUGGACACUGUGACACACUUUGACUUCUUCACUGGGAGACCCUCCAGUGGUAUAUCCCAUUCCGAAGACAGUGAAAGGCAGCAGUUUCAGGGGCCGGAGCUCAGUGGUCGAUGCCCUGUGUCUCACUUCUGGGAUGAGAGUGAACCUCGUCUGUUUGUGUGUGAGACGGUGCCAAUCAGCUCUGACUCGUCAUCAGUGACGUCCAUGGAUAUGGUGGACGUGUCGGUGGUCACACUUUUCUGUACACAGGAACAUGGGCUCCUCCUGCAGGACUGUUACCUUAAACCUUCAGGCCUCCAGGCUCUUCUGGCUCUGGACGUGCCCUACUAUUAUUUCAGCUGCAAGCCUGGUGAGAAGGAUCCAAGUCCAACAGAGGCAGCAGCACCUCUUCAUCCAACACAGCCGUCCAACGGAGCGUCUACUCAGUUCCCUCAGAUGGUUUCCAGGAGAGCUCUCAGGGACUUUGUGGGCCUGGAGAACUGUGAGAAGUCCACUCGUGAUGCCAUGCUCAACUUCAGCUUCUACCUGACCAUCGGAGACAUGGACGAAGCCUUCAAGUCAAUCAAGCUCAUCAAGAGUAAAGCCGUCUGGGAAAACAUGGCCAGGAUGUGUGUGAAAACCUGCCGUCUGGAUGUAGCACGUGUGUGCCUGGGGAAUAUGGGAAACGCCAGAGCAGCUAAAGCUCUAAAGGAGGCAGAGGCCGAGCCUGAGCCAGACGCACAAGUGGCAAUGUUGGCAGUUCAACUGGGCAUGGUGGAAGAUGCAGAAAAGUUGUACAAGUCCUGUCAACGCUACGACCUUCUGAACAAGUUCUACCAGGCCUCCGGUCAGUGGCAGAAAGCUCUAGAAACGGCAGAAACCCAGGACCGCAUCCACCUGCGCACCACCUACUACAGUUAUGCCAAAUACCUGGAGUCUAUUGGAAACAAGACACUGGCCCUGGCAUUUUAUGAGAACUCAGAAACGCACAGGGCUGAAGUUCCCAGGAUGCUCCAGGAUGAUGCGGCAUCUCUUGAGAUCUAUGUCAACAAAAUGAAAGACAAGAGCAUCUACAAGUGGUGGGCUCAGUACCUGGAGAGUCAAUCGGACAUGGACACUGCGUUACUUUAUUAUGAACGUGCUGAGGAUUUCCUGUCUCUGGUUCGAGUCUACUGCUACAUUGGAAACAUCCAGAAGGCCUCUGAGAUAGCCAAUGAAACAGGCGACAGAGCAGCGUCCUACCAUCUGGCCAGAAACUACGAAGGUCAUGAUGACAUUAAACAGGCUGUUCACUUCUACACACGAGCUCAGGCCUACAACAACGCCAUCCGACUCUGCAAGGAGAACGGUCUCGAUGACCAACUGAUGAACCUGGCUCUGCUCAGUAAUCCAGAGGACAUGAUGGAGGCUGCUUGUUACUACGAAGACAAAGGCACUUACAUGGACAGAGCUGUCUCUCUCUACCACAAGGCUGGUUAUGUGUCUAAAGCUCUGGAGUUGGCCUUUGCCACUGAGCAGUUUGCUGCCCUUCAGUCGAUCGCUGAAGAUCUGAAUGAGAACUCAGAUGCAGCGCUACUGGCUCGAUGCUCCGAUUUCUUCAUCACACACUCCCAGUACGAGAAGGCUGUGGAGCUGCUGGUGGCCGCCAAGAAGUACCACCAAGCCUUAGAGCUGUGUGUCAACCAGAACCUGACCAUCACAGAGGAGAUGGCUGAGAGAAUGACCGUGACCGACUCUAAGGCUCUGACUGAGGAGGAUCGCAAGGACGUACUGGAGAGGAUUGCUGACUGCUGCAUGCGUCAGGGCAACUACCACCUGGCCACCAAGAAAUACACACAAGCAGGAAACAAGCCUAAGGCCAUGAGGUCACUCCUAAAAUCUGGCGACACAGAGAAAAUCAUCUUCUUUGCCAACGUCUGUCGUCAAAAGGAGCUUUUCAUCAUGGCUGCCAACUACCUGCAGUCUCUGGACUGGAGGAAAAACCCAGAGAUCCUGAAAACUAUCAUUGGUUUCUACACCAAAGGCAGAGCACCGGACCUGCUGGCUGGUUUUUAUGAAGCCUGUGCUCAGGUGGAAAUUGAUGAUUACCAAAAUUAUGAGAAGGCACUUGAUGCACUGACCGAAGCUGCAAAGUGUCUUUCAAAGGCAAAGGACUCCAUUGGACAGUAUGAAGUUAGAUUAGCUGACCUUCAGCACAAGAUCAGUCUCAUCAAGAAGUUUGUUCAUGCACGCAGGUUGUAUGAAAACAAUCCUGCUGAGGCUGUGCAGGUCUGUGAAGCUCUGCUGGAGGAACCGGAAUUGGACCCUGCAGUCAGGGUUGGAGAUGCCUACGGUUUCCUGGUGGAACAUCACUGUCAACAAGGAAACUUUCAAGUGGCAUACCGUAAACUGGAGGAGCUCCAGAAGCACCUGCCGUCUCAGAACAUCAGGUACUACAUCAGCCAGGCCAGUCUGGAGGCCCUGCAGAAAGGCAUGGGGAUUUCCUUAGAUCGAAUUGACACCAGAACCAUUGUGAAGGAGGAGGAUGAGGUGGAGGAGGAUUUAAACAUGUCUUAAUACAAACAGACACUGUGUCUCUUCGAGGUCAAACUCUGGCUAAAGUUAUUAGCCCUCAGCAUGUGUUGCAAUAAAGCAAGGGGAGAAUUACAGUCUCUUCAUAAUUAGGUGAAGCAUUUUCUGUAUAUAUGUACAUGUGUAUCUACUUGUAUAUUGUAUAUAUGUCUGUACUUUUUAAAAAAGAUAUUCAUGUUGUCCAGGACAAAUGUGCCUUACUUAAAAGUCACCAGGUGCCUGAAUGUGACUUUCAUGUGCCUCUGAUGUUUUUGUAUAAAUUUAAAAAAAGAAGACAAUAAAAUAGUUUGACAAAUAAAA